CUGUCAUGUAGUGCAGGCCCGCUGAGAUGAAUAAAGCAGUAGUUAAUGGUGGAGGUGUUAGCAGUAAUGCAUUUAGAUGUCAGGUCUUUCUGUUGAUGAUGUUGCUGCCAUCAGCAGCAGUUUCUCGCACAGACAGCAGCAGAGGACUCUGCGCUCUGUAGCUGUUUAACGCACUCCGCCGUUGGCUUCCUCCCAUUUUGUGUGCAGAUGCGUCGGGGCGGCAGACGGUUCCAGCCCGCGGUGCGCUGCGAACGGACGGCUCCCGACGCCGCAGCCUGACGACAGACUGCCCGGGCUGACACAGCGGGUCACCACGUCAGAAGCUGACAUAGAGCAAAGUUCAAACAGGAAGCCUCCUCUGCACAACUUUCUCUUCCAUGGUCUCCAACGCACGCCAUAAUGCAGCGGUGUUGUGGCAAAGUCCCGGGUCGGCUGUGGCUCUCGCCGAUUGGCAUCUUGUAUAUUUUGGCAUUAUGCGUCGCACCUGUAACGUUGCACCCGCAGUGCCUGGACUUCAAGCCGCCCUUCCGACCGCUGAGGGAGCUGGAAUUUUGCGUGAUGUACAAAGAGUUUGGCUGCUGUGAUUAUGAGAAAGACCAGGAGCUGAUGACAAAGUACUACCAGGUCAUGGAUAAUUUUGAUUAUUAUGGGUAUGCCAGCUGCGCCGGGUUCGUCCUGGAGUUGCUCUGCCAGGAAUGCUCUCCCUACGCAGCUCACCUCUUUGAUGCUGAGGACCCGAGCACCCCAGUCAGGACCAUCCCCGGCCUCUGCCCAGACUACUGCUCCCAGUUUUGGAAGAAGUGUAGUUCCACCAUCCCUUUCUUGUCUGACGACCCACACAUAGCCAAAGUCAAAGACGAUCAGACACAGCUCUGCCAGUACCUGGAGCUAGAGGACAUGGACUACUGCUAUCCACAUCUCCUCAGCAACCAGCAACUCACAAAGAACCUGGGCAGGGUUCAGUCAGACUCAGAAGGCUGUCUGCAGCUGUGCCUGGAAGAGGUUGCAAACGGGCUGCGGAACCCGUUAGCCAUGGUACACGCCAACGACGGCACACAUCGGUUCUUUGUGGCAGAACAGGUGGGCUUGGUGUGGACUUACCUUCCUGACCGGUCCAAACUGGAGAGACCAUUUUUGAACAUUACCAAGGCGGUGUUAACGUCAUCGUGGGAAGGUGACGAGAGAGGCUUUCUGGGGCUCACCUUUCACCCCAGACACAAGUACAACAGGAAGCUUUAUGUGUAUUACUCAGUGGAGGUGGGUUUUGAUGAGAGGAUCAGGAUCAGUGAGUUCCAUGUGUCAGCCAGUGACAUGAACAUGGUGGAUCAUGCCUCUGAACGGGUUAUUCUGGAGAUCGAUGAACCGGCAUCAAACCACAAUGGAGGGCAACUUCUAUUUGCAGAUGAUGGCUACUUGUACAUUUUCACAGGAGAUGGUGGAAUGGCAGGAGACCCAUUUGGGAAAUAUGGGAAUGCCCAGAACAAGUCAGCUCUAUUGGGGAAAGUUCUCCGCAUUGAUGUGGAUGACAAUGAGAGAGGCCCGUUGUACAGAAUUCCUCCAGACAACCCCUUCAUACAUGAGCUGGGGGCACGACCUGAGAUUUAUGCUUAUGGUGUCCGCAAUAUGUGGAGGUGUUCUGUGGACCAGGGCGACCCUCGAACCAAGGAGGGCAAAGGACGCAUCUUCUGCGGGGAUGUGGGCCAGAACAAGUUCGAAGAGAUAGACAUCAUCGAGAAGGGUCGGAACUACGGCUGGAGAGCCAAAGAGGGGUUCUCCUGCUAUGAUAAGAAGCUGUGCGCCAACAGCUCGCUAGAUGAUGUCUUACCUAUUUAUGCAUACCCUCACGAGAUGGGCAAGUCAGUGACGGGUGGCUAUGUGUACCGAGGCUGUGAAUACCCCAACCUGAACGGCAUGUACAUAUUUGGAGACUUCAUGAGCGGGCGUUUGAUGAGUCUACAGGAGGACAAAAACACAGGCCAAUGGAAAUACAAUGAGAUCUGUAUGGGGAUGGGCCUGACCUGCGCCUUUCCUGGACUCAUCAACAACUACCACCAGUACAUCAUCUCCUUCGCAGAGGAUGAAGCUGGCGAGGUGUACUUCAUGUCGACUGGAAUACCGAGCGCUACGUCACCUUCCGGAGUUGUUUAUAAAGUGGUGGAUCCCUCAAGACGCGCUCCACCGAGGCAGUGUCACUACGAUCCUCUUCCUGUCAGAGUGAAAAGUAACCUGAUAAAGUUUGUUCCCCAGGAAACAUUAAUCACCUUGGAGACACCAAGUAAAACCAAGCCUCAGCCACAACCCACAGAGUCCUACGACUGGCUUCAAGAGCUCAUUGAACGUCUAGGUGAAGUAGGACCGGACCCGAUCCUGCCUUUGCCAACCACAACUACCACCAAACCACCCAGACAUUCAAGACGGAAAGGCCGACGCAAGAAGGGCAAGUCCAGAACACAGAGUGCGCCCGAGCUCCGGAAUGGAGCGGUGAGGCUGGUUGGGGACGAACAAGGCCGCAGUGACCAUGGACGGGUAGAGAUCUAUGUUAAUGGGGAGUGGGGCACCGUGUGUGACGACCUGUGGACCACCAAGAACGCUGCGGUGGUUUGCCAGCAGCUAGGCUUCCGGUACGCUCUGAAGGCAGCCAAGAACUCGGAGUUCGGGGAAGGGAAGGAUCUACGAAUACUUCUGGAUGAUGUUCAGUGUGAAGGGACCGAGGCCAGCCUGCUGGACUGCAAGCAUGCUGGUGUGGGAACGCAUAACUGUGCCCACUACGAAGACGCCGGGGUGAUCUGUGGCAACUCGGACUACGUCGUAGAAGUCUAAAUGUUUGACUACUAUGAAGUCAGAGCUAAUUAUCAUGAACUAAAUCCACCCUAAAUUUAACAGUUAAAAAUUGGCCUUUCAGUAUAGUCUUGGUUAAGUCUCUUAUUCCCAUAAGUGAGCACACCAAACGUAGACCACAUGUAUCUUGAUGCCAGUCCAUCACAAUGAAAAGGAAAGAGAGAGAUCUGUUGAAGAAAGUGUGACCAUGUAAACAAAGUGAGGGAGCACCAGCAAAGACAGUCCUUUCAUCAAAGCAUUCCAGAGGUUAUUUAUGAGCUAAUCUAACAGCUGGAAUACACUGGUGAUAUGUAACACUGUAACCAUAUCCAGGGUUAGACUUUCCCUUCACUAAUGUCUCCUGCUUUUUACUAGUGGUGAUUUUUCUCAAAGGGAAAUGUUUAUCUAAGAGUUUGUCUUUAAUUUUUCAUUGCAGACUUGAAUGUUUAAUUUGAAUGUAUGUUUGGCACUGUUGCAUUAAGCCUUCUUAUCAGUGAUUUGUUCCAGUAACAGAUUUGAGUGUCUGAUUGACACAUUUCCCACCGUGUUGAAUGAAUGUUUGUCUGUCAUGUUUUCAUUGGUAAAUGAUUCUCAGCUGUCUCUCCACCACAUUCACAGGUAAGUUAGACACAAGUCCACUGUUCUUUUGAAAGGUGUGUCCCAUUUGUUGAAAAGAAGACAAGGUUUGUGAACGCUAUACACAUUUUUCACAUUUGAAAUAUAUUCCCAGUAUUGCGUUGCCGAAAUUGAACCCAUGCGCGUGUUGGAGAGACUUGAGUUAUCGCGUUUUUCUAAUGCUAGCUAACGUUUAUGUGGCAUGUUUCUGCAUGACAGCAAGCACCAUUUCACUUAACUUAGCUUUGUGAUCUUUUGUAACGUUACUGUCACAUGUUUUGUAACGUUGAUGUGUACAAUAC
Chelmon rostratus (copperband butterflyfish) is the source of this 3734-nucleotide messenger RNA. RefSeq names its product HHIP-like 1 (gene hhipl1). The transcript is spliced from 9 exons. Bases 400 to 2820 code for a protein of 806 amino acids. Gene Ontology annotation, cellular component: membrane. NCBI's taxonomy places the organism in Eukaryota, Metazoa, Chordata, Actinopteri, Chaetodontiformes, Chaetodontidae. The record is from RefSeq and is a predicted model, not a curated record.